Messenger RNA from Bicyclus anynana (squinting bush brown), 3542 nucleotides. Its product is annotated as oxysterol-binding protein-related protein 1. Gene Ontology annotation, cellular component: nucleus. Gene Ontology annotation, biological process: positive regulation of transcription by RNA polymerase II. Bases 253 to 2118 code for a protein of 621 amino acids. Gene Ontology annotation, molecular function: transcription cis-regulatory region binding; protein binding. The record is from RefSeq and is a predicted model, not a curated record. NCBI's taxonomy places the organism in Eukaryota, Metazoa, Arthropoda, Insecta, Lepidoptera, Nymphalidae. The transcript is spliced from 14 exons.
CUGCGAUCCGCAAUCCGCAUUCCGCAAAGCGCAAAUAUUGUUUGCUUAAUUAUUUAUUGUUGUUUUUACCAUAUAUUUACUACAGUAAGAGUAUUCAUAAUAACCUCCACUUUGCAAGGUUGCGAAUAUGAUAUUCCUGAUCAGGCCACACGGCGGUUAAUGUAAUGCGACAACAGAUUACAUCUGUAUAAAAUUACAAAUGUACUGACUCAAGAUAGUUGAUUUAGAGGAGAGGAGAAUUAUAGCUCUAAAAUGUCCACAAAAGCCGAGAACCCUAGCUUAGAAGCAGAAGAGUCUAUUCUGUACUCUGCAAGACAUGGAGAAUUGUCGAUGGUUAAAGCACUUCUAGACGCGAAAAUAGAAGGAAAACUAACUUUGGAUAUCAACUGUAAAGGUAAAACCAAGAGCAACUUAGGAUGGACACCAUUACACCUGGCCACAUAUUUUGGCCACAAAGAAGUGGUGGAGGCACUGAUGGAUGCGGGGGCAGAUGUGGACGAAGUCAACGACAGUGGAGACACAGCUUUACAUAAAGCUUCGUUUAUUGGGAAUGAGGAGCUAGUGAUUCUUCUCCUAAACUACAAAGCUGACGUCAACAUAAUGAAUGGUGAAGGCAAGACAGCAAUUGACGUGUGCAAAACACAAGAUGUACAGAGACUGUUAGAGGCUGCAGGCUUGGCUGAGAGGAGGGACAGAGAGAGGAAACUCUUGACUGCUGCCAGAGAGGGACGGGUAGAUGAAGUGCAAGAAUUGUUAAGCAGCUCGAACCCUACCAGCAUAAACUGUGUGGACGCGCAAGGCAAUACGUGCCUGCACUGCGCGGCGUACCGCGGCCAUGCGCGAGUCGCAGUGUUGCUGCUGCAGAAUGGCAUUGACACCACUCUCAGAAAUAAUAGUGGACAGCUAGCGAUAGACCUGGCGAAGGACAACGAGAUGCGCGACGUGUUGAGCGUGCGACCCGUGCAGCGGCUGCAGCGCACCGCGGCCCGGUUUGAGGGGCCGCUCUUGAAGCGGUCGCGCUUCCUGGGAUGGAGACCUAUAUGGGGUGUCCUCCAACGAGGCGUGUUGCUGUACUACGGGUCGCGCGCGGAGGCGGCGCGGGAGGGCGGGCGGUGGCGCGACCGCAAGUACCUGGACGGCGCGGCGUUGAGUGCGCCCGACACGGAGCCCGCGCUGCUCGUCGUCAACUUCAGCGACGGCGACAGCCACCGCCUCGCCGUGCCGCAGGGGGACAGCGUGCACGCGUGCAGGCAGUCGUGGAUCACCGCAUUGAAAGAGCACAUAGCGUACUCCGGCCACUACCUGUGGGCGGGCGCUCCGCCCGACUCCGCCAAGGAGGCCACUGAGGAUCUAGAGGACGAGUGCAAACCGCUUGGCUCGAUGCAAGACGCGCUAACCACGGCCACGAAUAGUCUGGCUCUCCUCGACACUCAGCUGCGCGAGUGCGCUGCGAUAGUCGCCGCUCUAGACAAGAGUGUCAAUGUCGGCAACUCGCUGCACCACUCCGCUUACAUGAGGUUCCAACACGCGUGCGGCUCUGGGCAGGCGGCGCUAGUGGCGCUGCGGCACUGCGCCGCGCUGGUGGCGCAGACUCGCGACAGAGACAAACACGCGCUCGCUACACAGAUAGAGCGAAACAGAGUAUUGGAGGAGGCCUUAGCCGCGCUCGCGAGAACGCAUCAUGCGCUGGAGAUGUCUGUAGCGGAAGAACUUACUAAGAGCAAGAGAAAAAAGAAAAGCUCUCAAUCGAACAACGACUCGAAGGAAAAUUUCUACGACGUGUACGAUGAUUCCGAUGACGACACGCUGGUAACAGCGGGGUUGUCCAGUCCCUUGGGGGCGCUGAGCCCGUGGGGCAGCAGCCCCGACCUCACCAGGAGGACGCCCAUCGGCAGCGUGGACGGCGACGGUGAGAGGACACCAACGAACGAGGACCGCGAGGCGUUGGCCCGGCAGCAGUCGGGAGCGUCGCUGUCAUCAGGGUCGCCGGUGUCGCUGCACACGGCGCUGAGCCCGGCCUCGUCGCGCGGCACGCUGGUGUCGCAGGGCGGCCACGUGUACCGGAACGCGCGCCCCUACAAGAAGAACGUCAAGCCGAGUUUGGAAUGGUCACUUUAAGUUUAUUAUUAACACAACAUUAUUAUAACAACAAAUAUAUUAUUAUGUAUGAAACAACGUUUGUGACAUUGUACUUGCAGUUUAAAAGUACACUCUAUUGUUAUAUAUUUAAGGAUAACAUUCAUUUAUCCAUUGAAAAGUUCCGUCCUUUAUCCAACGAUCUUAAAAGUCCAUGAUGUUCAGAUGUAUCGAAUUUCUAUCAAGUCAUUAUCUGCUAUGAUAUAAAGAUAGUAAAAAUAGAACGAGCGAAUAUAAUAUGAUUAGUUAUGCUUUUUCAAAGUAACCAUAACGAAUAUAGCUUAAAUAUUUUAUUUCUACGUACUUAGAGAGAAAAAUGGAACGUUAAUCAUGCCACAUUUAAAAAAAUAUAUAAUAUUGUAGGGCAAAGUAAUAACAAUUUCAUUCUUAUGAAUAAUCUGUGAUAUAUAAAAUAAUAUUAAAAUUAAUGUAAUAAAUGUAUAAUGUAUUUUUUACAGUUAAUACAAAUCAAUUGAUUAGUUAAAAUGCAUUUAUUUUGAAAAAAACAUUGCGUAGGUUACGAUAUCAAAGUUAUGCAUUGCACACAUUUUUUGGUAACGCAAUUAGGGACUUGGAGUUCUUUUUAGGGGUUGGCCUUUUUUUUCUUGAAACUAUAGAUUUCGUUAUAUAUUUCUACAUAAUCCGCACUGACUUUUUUUUUUUUUAAAGUCUUCCAAAUAUUUCAUGGAGACUCAUAAAGAUCAUUGCUCAUUGGACCCACCCGCCGCAUGAUCCUCACCGCCUCGCAUCGAGUGGGUAGUAUUAUUUGUAUGGAGUAUUAUAUACCUACAUAUGCUCUCUACAUCAACUCCGGGGCAGUCUAUGAGCAAGGUGCUCAUAGACUGACCACGUGCGACCGGCGUGUGGACCACUCUGUGACAACCUGUUACACGCACGCAUGCCUUACGCCAGCCACGCACCGUCAAGUAUACCGAAAUAUCGUUAGAGAUAGAGUUUCGAUAUUUUUUUAUCGCCCGUAUCCCUAAGCGUGCUGCAUACGGAUUUGUCCGUGUGUGGCUGGCGUAGCGUUGACUACUCGUAUUUAACCGCGCGCUGUCCGCGAGUGGUUCACACGCGACAACCAUAGCCAUAGUUUACUAGAUAUCAACGCGGUAUCCACCCGUGAAAUACCUGACGCAACUGAACACGCUCUAUUUAACCGUGGACCACAUGUCGAUAACGAGUGGACACCGAGCAACUAGGCGGUGAGAGGUGGAUCAGGUGCCGGGUGGGUUCAAUGAGUUAGGACCUUUAUUAUGCUUAAAUUGACAUUUACUGGACGUACAAAAAAUAAUUUACCUAAGUUGAUUUUGACAUAUAAUUAAUGUUAAGAAUUAAUUAUGUUCUGCAUAAUAUUGUUUGUGAUUUUAUGUUGAUUUGUGAUUAAUAAAAAUUUAUAUGUUUUA